ACACUGUUGAGUGUGAUCUUCACUUCUCUGAGAAGAAGCUUCCAAUUGCUGUCUUAGCAAGUCCACCUGGUGCAGGGAAUACAUGGGUUCGUUAUCUCUUACAACAAGCUACUGGUAUAUACACAGGAUCAGUGUACCAUGAUCAAGGACUUUAUGAUGCAGGCUUUCUUGGUGAAAUGGCGAGUCCUUAUGAUGGACAGGUUCUUGUCUCUACAAUAAAAAAUCCACAUGACAUGUUGAAUUUCUCAGCUGUUAUUUUACUGAUCCGGAAUAUAUAUGCCGCGACCUUGUCUGAGAUUAACAGAAAGAUGACAAGUAACCAAACAGUCAUUGCUGAUUUCAAUAAAUUCGUACUAAAUACGGCUAAAUAUCUUUCUCAUGUGGUGAGAAUUUGGUUAUUGGAUCAUCGUGUCCCAACACUAGUUGUCCAUUAUGAAGACUUGAUAAAGAACACGGUUGGUGAAGUCACCCCUGUAAAUGAUCAUUUCUUCCAUUUCAUCGCUUUUAUUAUGUGUAUAUUAUGGAAAGCCGUACGGGACCCUGCUGCGUCAAUAUAA
Saccoglossus kowalevskii is the source of this 557-nucleotide messenger RNA. RefSeq names its product WSC domain-containing protein 1-like. NCBI's taxonomy places the organism in Eukaryota, Metazoa, Hemichordata, Enteropneusta, Harrimaniidae. The record is from RefSeq and is a predicted model, not a curated record.